Molecule: messenger RNA, 300 nt
Organism: Thlaspi arvense
Lineage: Eukaryota; Viridiplantae; Streptophyta; Magnoliopsida; Brassicales; Brassicaceae
Source: the annotation of a GenBank genome assembly
AUGGCAAGGUCGAGCGCGGACGAUCAAGACCUCAAGCGAGCAUGCGAGGCAGCGAUUGAAGGAUCCAAGGAGAAGAUCGAAAUGUCGAUGCGCGUCGCCAAGAGCCACGGGAUCUGGGGCAAAUCCGCCAAAUUAGGCAGCAAACACAUGGCUAAGCCUAGGAUUCUCGCCAUUACUAGUACGCCAUUCCUCUUUCUUCUGCGUUUUUAUUAUCCAAAACUUCCGAUCAGUAGACGUAUUCUUUAUCUAUCUAACGCCAAUCCAUGCAUAUGCGCAAUUCCUUGCAUAAAUAGAAGUUAA